AUAGGUAUACCAGUACCCAAUCAUACUUUCCCAAUAUAUCUUUAUCUUAGAAAUGGCAGGAUUCGUUCAGAAGAUCGGCAAUUUGAUUCACGACAAGCCGGCGGAAGCCCACAAGGACGGCGAGAAGUCGUCGGAAGCCCACCAUUCCAGUCAUCCAGAGGCUGCCCACAAAGACAAAGGACUCGUCGAGAAGAUCAAGGACAAGAUCCACGGCGAAGGGGAGACGAAACCCCACGGCAAUCCGGCGGAUGCCCACCAUUCCGGCGAGGCGGGGCACAAAGACGACAAAGGAAUCGUCGACAAGAUCAAGGACAAGAUCCACCACGAAGGAGGCGAGAAACAGGGCAAGGACAAGAAAGACAAGAAGAAGAAGAAGGAGAAGAAGUCCGGGCACGGGCACGGGCACGAGCACGGCGGCGACAGCAGCAGCAGCGACAGCGAUUAGACCCGUUCACCGGCGAUGGAUCGGAGUUCUUUGGGAUUCUGAUGAAUAAAUGAAAUGUGUACGGCCGCUGGGAUUGUUUUGUAAUUCUGUAAUAUUAUGAGGACAUGUGUGUUAACAGUAUGUAUUCCUCCUUUGACAUUAUCAGCUAAUAAAAAAGUCUUUGUUUUUGGUUGUAUGAAUGAAGUACUUUGAGGGGAGGGGAGC
This is a messenger RNA of Cuscuta epithymum, 649 nucleotides long. Lineage: Eukaryota; Viridiplantae; Streptophyta; Magnoliopsida; Solanales; Convolvulaceae. The record is from the annotation of a GenBank genome assembly.